CACAUGACAAUUCACUCUCUUCAGUCGCAUGCAUGGUGAAGCCAUUAAUGGCGUCCGCUAAUGCUGCAACCAUGAGCGAUCAGUGUUUCAGGUACAAAGGAGUGAGAAAGCGAAAAUGGGGGAAAUGGGUAUCUGAAAUCAGACUUCCCAACAGCCGACAACGCAUUUGGCUGGGAUCUUACGAUUCUGCAGAGAAGGCUGCUCGGGCCUUCGAUGCUGCACUCUUAUGUCUUCGUGGUGGUCGUGCCAAUUUCAACUUCCCUGACACUCCUUUCCUCUUUCAUCUUCCUGAUGAUCACCGAUCUCUCACCCCUCACCAGAUUCAGCUUCUUGCUUCUUCCUUCGCCAAACAGCUGCCCCACGAGUCGCCGGCGGAGCCACCCCAUGAAGAACCUUUGUCUGCAGAAUUUCAGUCGAGUCCUGUAUCGGUGUCGGGGACAGGUUCUAGUACCUGUACUUCUUCGUCUAGUUCCUGUACGCAAGUAGAAGUGGACCAUGGUGAUGCCAGGACCAUAGAUUGGUCGUUUUUGAAUUCGCUGGACUCUAAUGGCCUUGGUGCCACCGACGACUGUGGACUCUAUUCUGAGUUGGAUUACUUCCAGCUUGGUGAGUCGUCCGAUUUAUAUCUCAUGCCCCCAGCCGUGCCUUUCGACUACAAUGCCCAGGAAAAUCAAUACGAGGAUGCUUAUUCUCACCAUUCAUUCCUUUGGAACUUCGGAUACGAGUGUUCGUAGCUUGCUUUGCACACACAAAACGCAUAUAUCUCCCUUAUGAACAAUACAUAUAUAUACACACACACACACACACUUUGCUGAGGUGGCUGAAACUCUUAAAUCAGAGUUUAUGCAAUGCAGAAAAAAUAUUUCUAGUCAGUAUAUAUUAUCGUGUAUAUUAGUGCAAUGGUAGCGUCUCUAUUAUAUUUAUAGAUAUAUAGACGUUGCUCCGUAAUAAGAAGUUAGUGUUGAUUGUGUUCA
Molecule: messenger RNA, 974 nt
Organism: Prosopis cineraria
Lineage: Eukaryota; Viridiplantae; Streptophyta; Magnoliopsida; Fabales; Fabaceae
Product: ethylene-responsive transcription factor ERF017-like
Exons: 1
Coding region: 33-734 (233 amino acids)
Biological process (GO): regulation of DNA-templated transcription
Molecular function (GO): DNA-binding transcription factor activity; DNA binding
Source: RefSeq, a predicted model, not a curated record